GGGACGAACCCAUGAACCAGUUGCAUAGGACGCCCGGAGCGAGAAUAGUAAUCGUGUGUGGUUGCCUGCGAAGAUUUUAUGUUUUAAAUAACCCGUGUAAUAAGUGUUAAAGACGAAGUUUAUUACACAUUAUAUAUCGCUGUGCUAAGCCGCUUCGAAAGGUGUUGACCAGUUGGACUGUAGAGGUAAUUGGCUCUCAUGUUCAAAUGAAGUCAUAAUCAAAUUAAAACACUUCAUUGUUAUUUUCGAACCAGAAACAAGGUUUAAAAGCCUACAGUAGUUGUAUUUUCAUAAUGUAUGAAAAACAGAACUUGGAAGAAUCAUUUGAAGAAACAAACUCUGAUGAUGAUUUUGCAUUUUGUAACAUAGAAACGGGCCAGAAAUUUGAUAUAAAAUGUAGUCCGCCCGAAGACGUGAAACUCGUUGCUAAAAAUCGUUUCACUGGCACAAGGCCACUCAGCAGAUCCUUGCCAAGAAAAAAACGAAGCUUGUAUCAAUACAGAAUAAACAGAUCUUUGAACUUUGAAAUUGGUUCAUCCAGACAUGACAACGUUUUCAAAUCACCUAAUUGUGAUUCUGAAGAGAGUCCACUUUGCAAUGAAAAAUAUUUAACAAGGUCGGCUAAAAUAUUGAGAUCUUUGAAUAUCAACUUCAGUCCUUCAAAUAUAAGAGCUAAGAGAAUAAAUAAAACGUUAAACUUUGACUCAAGUCCAAGCCCCAAGAAAAUGUUCAGCUCAUCAGAGAGUCUUUGCGAUAAAAGAUCGCCAAAGUUUGAGUCUAACAUAAACAGAAUAGUGAAGAUAAAUAAAACGCUGAAUUUUAGCUCCAGUUCCAAUGGUUCUCACUCAAGUAGUUGUUUAGGUUCAUCCAUCAACUCGAUUGAUGAAAAUCAAAAUCAAACUCCAUCUCAUAAGAACCGGAAUGUUAAAAAAUCAUUGAACUAUCUCACCCCGAGCCCGACUUUGAAUACAAACACCUCUCGUUCGAUGAAUAGAACCCCAAUGUCAAGGGAGAAAUUCAUUAAUGAUCUGAAAGCUCACGCCGAAACUGCUGACCUGCAAAGCAAUAAACAAAGCGGAAGAAAAUCAAAAAAUAUUGAUGCAGUCAGCACUCCCAGGAAUUUGCUACAAGAUUUUGUAAAUGAUGAGAAGAAUGAGAGGCCCUUUACCCCAGAAAAUAUGUUCCAAUUUGUACCAGAAAGUAUGAGCGCCAUCAAAAAGAGUCAUAAAAAGGAGCGGCAAAGUCAUCGAUCGCAAAAAUCACAUAUCAUUGAAUCAAGAGAACAUUAUCAUCAGACAGAUGAUUUAACACAAGAUCCCAUCAUUUUAUCUCAUUCUGAAGAGAGGCCUGUGACACCAAUUACCAAUGAUACUUAUCCAAGUCCAACUUACAGUCUAGGGUCUAUCAAACAAUCUCAUAAAAAAGAUAAAAGUAAAAAACGAGCAAUUCUCAAUAAUUCCGAGGAUGAAAUCUCAGACUCAGGAUCAAUCUUUGAUUACACAGAGUUGAAAGAACGGGAACAAGUUUGUGAGACUGAUAUUUCACACAAUUCACAGCUUGAUUCAAGUGUUCACAGCAAUGAUAGUUCAGGAUUUGGUAUAAUUUCUUUUAAACAAGAGGACAAGGGUAGUAAAACAAAUUUAUUCAACAACUCUAUAGAAGAGCUCACUAGUUGUGGAACAAAUCUCGAUUACUCCCAUGAACUUAAAUUUGAGCGUGAUACAAAUUCCGAGCAUUCGAUAUCUAUCAUGAGUUGUAAUGAUGAUCACUCCAAGUCCGAUGACUUGGAUGAUUCUAAAGAACGGCUUAAAUUAUCACCCAAUCAACUAGAGCUAAUUUCACCGAAAAAAUACGAAACUUCGCACAGUUGUAGUAACCGUGAGUUAGACGGAAAUCAGAAUAGACCAGUUACACCAGAGAAUGUAAUAAAUGUUCUGGACCAAAUAAUGACCGAUUCCAUAAAAAAAUCUCAUAAGAAGAACAAAGACAUGAACAAAAAGAUUUUCAUUAAGCCGCUAAUAAUUUUGGAAAAAGCUCCGAGCGUAUCUCCUCUAUCAUCAAGCGGAAGUUACGAAGAAAAUCAAGACUCGAGUCGCCCAAGUGAUCAUUAUAACCCUGAACAUGUUUCCCGAGCUGGUACACCAGAGAACGUAAAUUCCAGCAGAUUGUUAUUGGGACAAUUUAGUUCUGUUAAGAAAUCCCACAAAAAAAAUAAACACCAGAAAAUUGUUACGGAAUUUGAGAAACGCCAAAAAUAUUUCAACAGGGAGGAUCAAGAAGGAUCGACCGACAACUUAUCGACGCCUAACAACGGAUUCGCAUCGAAAAGACGCAAAUCUUCUACCAUUCCGGUUGUAUCUGAUACAGAAUUAAUUUCAGCUACACCCGAUAAAUUGAUCCCUUGUGAUCGUUCUACAGAGUCUUCAGCGAGUGAUGCAUCACCAUUGGAAAAAUCCACCCCAAAUAAAAGAAAAAAAUCAUUUUCUAUGAAUGAAACUGGAACGAGUGCUUCUUCAGUUGAUUUAUCUCCUAUGGAGUCCUCUUCAAUGGAAUACGAGAGCGCUGAAGAAGAAUUUAAGAUUUUCACGCCAAUCAAGAAGCGGAGAUCCUUGCAUACAGUAACCGAUAUUAAAAGAAUCUCGCCUCUGAAAUGUGAAUCAGAAGACCCUCAGCCACCACUUAGUGAGUCCCUGGCGUGUACUCCUAUAUUGCCGGAAAACUUUUUCACUACACCCCCUUCUACAAGCAGAGAAAACAUGUCCGAAAAAAAAAAUGAUUCCGAUUCAAUCGUUUGCGAAGAAUAUGCCGUUGCUGAAAGUGCCAACGGACGGUCAACCCCUCAGAAUCGAUCGACUGCAGAACUGAUUUUUAACAUCAACUCCAUUAAAAAGUCCCACAAGAAAGAUAAGAAAAAUAGCAGAUUACGAAGAAGUUUGAAUGUCGCCGAUGAAAAUAGUGAUUUAUGCAACGAUACAAAUACAGAUUUAACUACAGAGAACUAUGAUCACGAUCCUGAACCAUCGACUAGCGGCGAGAAUUUGUCUACCGAAAAGGAAACAAAUUAUUCCCCAAUUCGGAUAAACAAAACUCCCCCGAAUUGUCCGAAGGUGAUAAGUUACUUGAAACUGAGGCAGGCUGAUUCAAUAAAACGUUCGCACAAGAAAGUUCGUGAGCAAAAAAGACGGAACUCAACUCGCAAUGACCCGGAAUUGUCGGACGAUGGGUCAAUAUUCGACACCACUGACAAAAUCAGCCUCAAUAAUUUUAACGAAUCUAUUAGUAAUUCGGACGUUGAAAAUGUCGUGAGUUCAAGCAGCGGAAUUGCAUCUCCGAGGACGGACGGCAACAAUGCGGCUUCUCAAUCAUUAGUUCAAACUCCACCAAACCGAUCAAAACCGCCGAUGCAAAUAGAGUCGAUAAAGAAAUCGCACAAAAAGGUCCGUGAAUUUAAACGUGUAGAUGCCCGUGAUCUGCGCUUGGGUGCAGAAUUUUCGGACGACGGAUCGAUCUUUGAUCCCCAUAAAAGCUCCGACGAAUCAAUGAAAGAUCCAGCAGAAUUACGAGAUACGAAAGCUAUAUCGCAAUGUAAUUGAGGGGACGUACCCCGGUCAUGAUCAGGAUCCCGUAUCGAAUGCAUCUGACAAAAAUAUGAUUUUUUUCUCUUCUCUUUGUUGUCGCUGCGAGGGUAGUUUCCAUAAAAAGAGAAUAGGUAACUACCCUAUUCAUGUAUCCCUAUUCGAAAUCAGAAUUUCGGCACAGCGAUUCUAUAUCUACUCAAGGUUGGGUCUCGCAAUAGAAGUAAGUCCUCAUUGAUACAGAAAAUUCGUUACAAACGUAUGAGCAUAUUGGGACAGUGUGAUGAAAUUUUUUUACUCUCAUUAAUUAUGGUUAUUCUUAUGUUUAUCCUUAAAAUGUUGCAGAAAUAGUAUUCUGGAUAAUUUUUUGUCUUUUUUUGCUUCAUCGAGUUCAUCAUCAUUUCGAUAUUAGCACAUAACUGUUUGCUUAAGUAUUUGAUUGACAUUUUGGCAUAGCCAAUCAUUACCACGCAACGGUUACUCAUCUAAUGAAAUGCAAAAGUUUGGUCGGAAUUGACAACUUGCAGAUCAUUGGGCCCAUUCCUAUACACCAAACUCUUUGCAAAUACUUUUACCUUAUUUCAUUUUAUCUCCUAAAUUUAGAUCGCAGUCAUAGUUUUCACUGGAAUAAUUAAGAAUUGGUUCAGUGAAAACUACGCGACUUUUACGUGCUAACAUUCGUCAGUGAAAAAGCAGUUGCCUCUUUGUUUAACGCCUUCGAAACUCAUAGAUGAAUUGAUUGAAAACUUUCGUUUAUUGAUUCAGCAAAAUCAUCGAUGAAAAUUACUUUCCGGCCGAUUCUCAGAUCUGUAAUUCAAAAUAUCCCACUGAACGGUUUUUUUAGGCAUCAUGCUAUGUAUAAUAUAUAUAUAUAUAUAUAUAUAUAUUUUUUCACGAACUUUUUAAAAGAUAUCUAUUAGUUUGAACAGAUUCUAUUUGGUGCCUUAGCAUAUAUACGAAGUUAAUUCUUCUGGUAAGAUAUUGUCUGCAUUUAUAAAAGAUAUAUAAAAAACGUUGCUCAUUUCAUAUACGAUUUAGCCAAUUGAAUAUAACGUUUAUUAAUCUUACUGUUAGUUACGUUAUGAACGUGAAACUUUUCGUUAUUUCAAUAUAAGAUUUAUUGCACUAUUUAACUUAGGGUUCAUUUUCUUUAUGUUACGUUAUUCAUCACGUUCAUUUUUUCAAGUCCUAGUAUAAUUGUGAUAUGUACAUACAUAGGUAUUCUAAACGUAUAAAACGAAAGGAAUGUUAUAAUUCCGAUAAGUCGCACCCUCGGGCAACUAAUCAACAGGUAAUACCCGGGUUUAUCACGAUUUCAGCGAAGUUAGAACACAGGGAAAUGGCCGAUCUUCACCUCGAUUAUUUUUAAGAACCAUCCAUCCAUCUUGAGUCGUGAUAAUCCUGAGUCGACAUAGCUCAGUGCUGAGAUUAGUUGCCCAGGUUCCCAAAGUGGACAAAAAAACCUUUAAAUAUAUCCCCUACCGUAAAGGGUGAGUUUAUAAUUAUUGUUACGAAAGGGUCGAGGUAAAAUUCUCUAUAAAAUUAUUGUUGUUAAUUAUCCUAGCACCCCAUGAUUGAAUUAAUUUACAUAUUACUACGAUAAUUAUAAUGUACCCAUAUUUUAAAAAUUAGGUGUCAUUCGUAGUCGCAAUAGUUGCCGAUGACAUGGUUUUUCUCACUUUUGCGGCGAAUCGCUUUUAUCCCAGAGCGUAAUGCGGUAACCGAACAAUAUUAUAACGUUUUAUGUGUCAUUUAAGUUUAGAAAAAUUCACGAAUCAUCGUAUUGAUAAACCUUCCUGUUAUUCCUAAUUGCCAGGUGCUUGACCUCGUCAAUGAUAUUCCGUAAAGUUUAAUUUCCCAGUGGUUUCUUUCGUCCUAUAUCAUUCACCCAGAGAUAAGGAGCGCUAUUGUCGUUAUGUUAUUUAUGGAAAUGCGCUUCGCAAAAUAUUGUAAUCUGAAUAAUAUUUUUUUAAAGGACUUCAUUUAUACGAAUUGUUGAAAUGUCCGUCAAUUAUUUCUAAUCGGUAUGUCACAAUUUGGUUAAUAUUCUUUUAAAAAUUGGAAAGAUUGAACAUAAAAUACUUCGUUUUUAUUUAGCGCCUGUAAGACCCAGCAUAAUCAAAUUUACAUGGUGGAAUAAUUUUUGAAAAUCUGGUAGCGUUCAGGAUCCAUAAUAAGUCCCAUUCCCUAUACAUGCAGGGUAAAAUUGGACAAAUGUCUUCGGUAUCUACCACUUACUAUGGCUCUAGGAAAUGACCGUGUAGCCAUAACGUCGCGUCGCGCAUUUUUAAACACAACUGUGGUUGAGAACCAGCAUGGAACCAGCCCUGCGUUGAAAAAUUAUUCAACGCUCAAGUAUUUUUGACCUAAAGGAAAGCUGUAACUUUGUAUAGCAGGUGUAUAAACUAUGAAUUUUGUGAUAUGCGUGUAUACUGAUAUUUUUUUUCGUAAGACAAGCGUUGGAUUAAUUAAUUAUUAUUUAUUAAAUAGUCGAGUAUUAAUGCUGACUUUGAUAAAUGUGAACAAAAUUUAAGAGUAACGUAAUAAUCACAAUUUCGGCUCAGAACUGAUGUGGAUGUAACAUUAUUUAAAAGUAGAAGCCAAUAGUUUGGAGCGUAUUUAAAAUUAUUUUUCAUAUUUAUUUAAAGAAAGAAGAAAAUAACAUACAUUAUAGUUUGAUAAAUAUUGUAUUCAAUUGUUAAAAUACAUAAAAGUAAGAGAAAUCUUCCAGUGCUGUGUGGUGCUGUUGAGCUUCGUUAAAAAUUGUAUUUCAAACGCGAGAAAACCAUUCCUUGAUUAUUGCAGAAGUUUAAAAAAUUAUGUUCGCUGAUAAAACUCUGAAACAAUUGCGAAGGAAUUAAUAUGUAACGUUUCAAUAAAUAUUUUGUCUACAAUAAUAAA
Messenger RNA from Athalia rosae (coleseed sawfly), 6476 nucleotides. RefSeq lists its product as uncharacterized. Lineage: Eukaryota; Metazoa; Arthropoda; Insecta; Hymenoptera; Athaliidae. The record is from RefSeq and is a predicted model, not a curated record. The transcript is spliced from 4 exons. The coding region runs from base 294 to 3593 and encodes 1099 amino acids.